AUGGCAAUCAAUAGAGUGGCCGCCGUGACCGGAGCCAACAAGGGCAUUGGACUCGCGAUUGUCCGCAAUCUUGCAUUGACAUACCCAUCUUCACCGCUGAAAUCAGGCCCAUUCACCAUCUACCUCACCGCCCGCUCCGACUCCCGCGGCGCCGACGCCGUAGCUAGCCUCAACGCCGACCCACAGCUCAAAGCCGCCAAAGCCCUCGUCCAAGAUGGUGGUGACACGACCAUCAGGUUCCAGACGCUGGACAUUUCUGAUGCAUCAAGCGUGAAGAAAUUCGCCGCCUUCCUCUCCUCGGAACAUCCCGAUGGCAUUGACGUGGUCGUCAACAAUGCAGGAAUCGCCCUGGAUGGGUUUGACAGCAAUGUCGUGCGGAAGACUCUGGAGACCAACUACUAUUCCCUGCUGAACACCAGCAAAGCAUUGCUACCUACCAUCCGUGAGGGUGGCAGAAUGGUCAACGUCACGUCCAGUGUGGGCAAGCUCGACAAGUACUCGGAGGAGAUCACGGCUGCGUUCCAAGAUGCGGCCAAGACGAGCACCGAUGCCGUGACCAAGGUCAUGCAGCGCUUCCAGAGUGCAAGCGAGAGUGACGAAGACGCGGAGAAGGGCGUCAAGGCCGCGGGAUUCCCUUCUGCGGCUUAUGCCACAAGCAAGGCAGGCGCCAAUGCCGUCACCAUGGCUCUUGCUGUGGAGGAGAGAGCAAAGGGUCGAGGUGUACUUGUCAAUGCAUGCUGUCCUGGAUUUGUGAACACCGAAAUGACAAAGGGGCGAGGAAAGAGGACGGUCGACGAGGGCGCCAAGACACCCGUCUUCGUAGCUCUGAGUGACAUAGGCGGCAAGAGCGGCGAAUUCUGGUACAACGAGGAGGUUACUCCAUGGCAAUAG
Messenger RNA from Ramularia collo-cygni, 891 nucleotides. RefSeq names its product related to carbonyl reductase. The transcript is spliced from 2 exons. The record is from RefSeq and is a predicted model, not a curated record. The coding region runs from base 1 to 891 and encodes 296 amino acids. Gene Ontology annotation, molecular function: oxidoreductase activity. Lineage: Eukaryota; Fungi; Ascomycota; Dothideomycetes; Mycosphaerellales; Mycosphaerellaceae.